CAAAAGUCUGGCAGCACUACAUCGGUGGACACAAGAAACGAACAGAGUCAUAUAGAGAAUUCUUCUGCAAUCUUUUGAAUGACAACGGUGUAAAACACAUUCUCGAUGUCGCUUGUGGAACAGGAUAAGACACUCCGCACACACUUGAGGUCAUGCUACUAAAAACUCAGGGAACUGCAGGAUGCAUGCAGUUGUCAUUUGUCAGAAAAAGGUUGCCCUUCCUUCACCUUUCUAGCUGUAGAGCUUGAUAAAAAAGGAAGGAUUCCGCAGUGUUGAGGUAAUGUUACUCGAGUUAAUCUGACCACUGCUGUGCCUAUGCAAUACAAUCAAAAUUUACUUCCUGUUUUUGUGAGUGUUGGAGAAGAAUUGAGAGAGAUUGUACACCACAAAUCCCUUGAGGCUUUUGCUAGGAUUGUAAAAGUAACGAGCAAGUAACAUUGCUGGCAAUCAGAUACUUAGAUGAGAAGUGAAAAUUAAUUUCUGAGCUGACUGACAGUCACUUUAUCAAGUACCUUAUAAUUGUGUAAAGGGUAUCUGAAGGAAAAGCUAUUGGAAUUCUUACUUAGCAUGUUCUUUGUGAUCUUUGUAAACACAUCCAUUACCAAGGAUCAGUAGCUGGCAAUUAGGUUAUCACUCUUACUAGGGCCAUAAAUGUUUGUUCAUGUGCAUUGAGAAGUCCAUGGGUACAUUGUUAUUUUUUCUUGUUUCAUGAAGUAAUGCACCAGAGCAUCUUUAUUUCUCUUAGAGUGGACUCCAUUAUGCUGCUUGAAAACAACUUUAAAGUGACAAGCACAGAUGCCAGUGAUAAAAUGUUGAAACAAGCAUGGAAGAUACGGUGGCAGCGUCGAAAGGAAGAAGCCUUUGAUGAGUGGGAAAUUGAAGAAGGCAACUGGCUUUCUUUAAAAGAUGCCAACAUUGAUGUCCCUCCACAAGGUUUUGAUGCAGUCAUCUGUCUUGGAAAUUCAUUUGCUCACUUGCCAGACUUCCAAGGAGACUUAACCAAUCAGAAGCUGGCAAUUCAAAACUUCCAAGAUAUGUUAAAGCCUGGCGGGGUCUUGUUCAUUGACCACCGUAAUUAUGAUGCUAUUCUUGAUACAGGCAAAGCCCCUCAGCGAAACUUGUAUUACAAUAGUGACUGUAUUGAGAGUAUCAAGACUUCAGUCCUAUUUGUGGAUGGCAAAGAGAGUAUGAUAACAUUGGACUACACCGUUGACCCUUCAAAGGCUUCAGAUGAUUUUACAGAAGAGGGAGAAGAACCAGCAGUGAAGAAAAGGAAAUCAACUGAAGGAGACGUCAGCAAGUUCCGUCUUUCCUACUGCCCCCUGCGCCUGAGCACAUUUACCAACCUCCUGAAAAGCGUCUUCGGUGAAGCCACAAGACAUGAAGUGUUUGGCGACUUUGAACCCCUUGGACAAGUUGAAUGCCCAGCAUAUUAUGUUCACAUGAUUUGGAAACAGGCCAGUGAAGAUGUGAAUGGUGUGGAAGAUCACUAAACUUUUGGCAAUCUUGUAGCAUCAAAGAGAAUCCUUGAUUUUGAUAUUGACAGUUAAUAGUAGAUCAGAAUUAACUUUAAAUUGUAUUUAGUAGUUAUGUCUGUGUCCAUUGUCACUCUUGAUAAGUGGGAGGUGCACAUGUACAUAAAGUGUAAUUGUUUUUUUGUUUUUCUGGUAAAAAUUACUGUAACAGUAUACUUCAGUUAAUAUGUAGUCAUUGAUAGAGUUGUUAACCCUUUAACUCCCAAGAUCUGAUUGUUAAUUCUCCCCUCUAGCUGUUACACAUUUCCUUGUAAAUUAGUUAUGAGAACUUGGUGCUUUGUCAAGAGAUAAGUUGGGAUAUUCUCAUAUCCUGUUUGCUGAAUAACAUGGGAUAUUACAGGGAGAAGUUUCAUGUUAAUAACUUCUGGUAAUCAGAAUUAAAAUGAUACACAGCACACAGAAAGGGCCUAGCAAACAACGGUGUGUGCAUUUGUCACUUUUUCCAAACCUUUGCAUGAAGUGGCCUUUAUUCCCCAGAGAUGAAGCCAGUUGCCAGUUCUUUUGACAAGUGUGCAAGCCUUACUGGGAUUUCUGUAGCCAGUGAAAACACCUCAGCAACAUUUUGUACAAAGUGAGACACAGAGUGAAGCAAUUGAAACUAAAUAUAAUAGCUAGAAUGAAUUUUCCUUUUGUUUUAUAAUGUAAACGAUUCCUGUGCAUGUAAAACUAUCUUAAACAAUGGCUUGUCAUUAUCUCCUUUAGUUGAGUUAAUGAUUUAACCCACAGUACUGGAGUUCCAAACACUCUCUUUAGAGGUAAAAAAAAUUCUGUGAAAAGUGUAUCAUGAAAAAAAUUUAAAGUCUAUGCAGUAAAUUGUUGCAGUUUCCUUUAAUGACAUUUAACAUUUUAUGUGCCUAGUUUCACAACACACGACAUUGAGACCUUCAACCUCUGUCUCUAUCUUCCUGAAUCUCCCAAUGUCAAGUCUCUUUUUCUUCACCUGCACUGCAAAAAAUUCUACUUGAUAUAUUUAUAGGGGAUUGUUUAGCAUCUUAAACCAUGAAAGCCUUCCAAAAAAAUAUACAAUUUUUGACUUUUUUAAGUUCUGAAUGCUUAACAUAAACCAUACAGUUUCUUUGACAGAAGAUACUUUUAUUUCAAACAAUGUAUGUUACAAGGAAAUCUUAUGUUUAUAUUUUUUGGCUUAUCCUCAGGGUAACCAUGAUAAAAAUGCUACCAUGCAUCAGUGGCUGUCUAUUUGUUGUACAUUAAUUUUGGUUGAGUUUUUUAAAUAAUUGAAACGGCACUGGAACACAUAACUAAGGAAAAACUACCAGCACUAAAUUUUCAACAUUUCACAAGUUCACAUGGCUUAAUUUGACAACAGCUGCAGAUGGUCGUCAAGGAGCCCUACACAAUAAGCUGCUUUAUGACAAACAGUACUUUUAAAUUGUUCAUCUGACAUGCACUUUAUAUUAUUUAUCAAGAAGUAAAAGUCCUCAUGUGAGAC
Molecule: messenger RNA, 2985 nt
Organism: Pocillopora damicornis (cauliflower coral)
Lineage: Eukaryota; Metazoa; Cnidaria; Anthozoa; Scleractinia; Pocilloporidae
Product: glycine N-methyltransferase
Biological process (GO): regulation of gluconeogenesis; one-carbon metabolic process; protein homotetramerization
Cellular component (GO): cytosol
Molecular function (GO): identical protein binding; glycine binding; S-adenosyl-L-methionine binding
Source: RefSeq, a predicted model, not a curated record